AUGGCUUCGUACGGCCAGGCGGCUCCUCGACCUGCCAGCCACCAUCAUGCCGCUGCAGCAGCGGCAUACGCAGCACAUCCCAUGGCAGCAGCGGCGCCGGCAGCAGUCCCGCACGCAGCAAUGCCCGGCCACGGCGGCCCCGUGCCCCCGCCCGGCACCUUUGCGCCCGGCACGAAGAUCCAGGUCGGCAAUCACCGCGUCGUCGUCCAGAAGUACCUUUCCGAGGGCGGCUUCGCACACGUCUACCUGGUCAAGCUGCCAGCCCCGAUCAACGGCACCGAUCUGGCGGUGCUCAAGCGCGUCGCUGUGCCUGACAAGGAGUCGCUGCGAGGCAUGCGGACCGAGGUCGAAACCAUGAAGCGCCUGAAGGGUCACCGCGCCAUUGUGACGUACAUCGACUCGCAUGCCUCUGAGCUGCGUGGCGGCGGAUACGAGGUCUUCCUGCUGAUGGAGUAUUGCAACGGCGGCGGCUUGAUCGACUUCAUGAACACCCGUCUGCAACACCGCCUAACUGAGCCCGAGAUCCUGACCAUCUUCGCUGACGUUGCCGAGGGCGUUGCUUGCAUGCACUACCUGCGCCCACCGCUCUUACAUCGUGAUCUCAAGGUUGAGAACGUCCUGAUCACGCUUGUUGGGAACACCCGCCGCUUCAAGCUGUGCGACUUUGGCUCUGCCGCCCCCCCUCGUCCCGCGCCGACCACCGCCGCCGAGUGCCGUGCCAUCGACGAGGAUGUCCAGAAGCAUACUACCAUGCAAUACCGCAGUCCCGAGAUGGUCGAUGUUUACCGCAAGCUUCCGAUUGACGAGAAGUCUGACAUCUGGGCUCUUGGCGUCCUGCUUUACAAGCUGUGCUACUACACCACUCCGUUCGAGGAACAGGGUACGCUGGCUAUCCUCAAUGCUAGCUACAAGUUCCCCUCCUAUCCUGUCUUUUCCGAUAGAUUACGCGGGCUGAUUGCUUGGAUGCUCCAGGAGAACCCCCAGGCAAGGCCUAACAUUUAUCAGGUGCUCCGCGAGGCUUGUGCCAUGCAGGGUCGAGAGCCGCCUAUCAAAGAUAUAUACUCUGGCAGGACACAGCCCACACCCCAACAAGUCAUUCCCGAGGUCGAGCGCAUGAGGCGCGGCCGCGUGCCCGCCCCUCAGCCAGCGAGUCGGCCAACCGCAUCCCCUCCGAAAGUCACAAACGGCGAUCCCUUUGCUGCGCUCGAUGGGAAAACUUUGCCAUUACCAGGCGCAGACGAGCUCUCGUCCAGGUUUCCCACACUUGAUGAGUUCACUUUGCUUCAUGACAGAGGGCAGAAGUUCAAUUUUGAUAGCAGCAAUUUCCCAUCUCCUUCGCUCCCACAGCAGCCGCUGCCACCGCAACCUCAGCCGCAUCUCCAGCAGAGAGUUGUGGAGAGACUGGCUGAUGAGGCUUUCCAAAUCAAACCUGUCGUCCUCCCCCCUGCGCUUGCGCCGGCUCCGGUGAGCAACAGACAGUCAGUCGAGAUGAAGCGAACAAGCAUGUACAAGCCGCCGCCGCUCGACACGUCGCUCGUCUCAUCGCCGCCUAGGCAGCCAGAGAUCAGCCGCGCCUCGGCCAUCAUUCAGAGCACUCCCGAGCUCCAGGCUAUUUCAAACCAGGCGCAGGCAGCCAUGGCACAGGCAGAAGCCCCGAAGCCUAAGCCGAUCAUGGUGUCCACCGGUACGAUGACAUCUCCGACCCUGGAGCAAGCUCCGCCAUUCCCAUCUACUACUACUCGUGUCCCGUCAACUGAACGUCAUCGUGCAGCAAGCUUACCGAAGUCCCCGACGGGCCAUAACUCCUCGCUUCUUGGCGUCGAUUCGCCAAUGUCCCGCACGGCGAGUAGAGCUCCCUCUUACUCGAGUCUCGCGCGGCAACCGUCUCAUGAUCGCCAUCCGUCUUCGUCGCGGCCAUCAUUGGAAGGCGGUCGCCCGAACCUGGAAAAUGUGGACGUUGGGAGACCGAUGUCUCGACUUGCUGCCAAGCCAAGGCCCGUCAGCACGCACCUGGAGUCUAAUCUCGACUUCUUGCGAGAGCAGGAAGCGAGAUCUAGGUCUCCUGCUCUGCCAUCCCCUCGCCAUUCGCUCGAGAGGCGCUCCCUGGAAAGGAGCUCGCCGCCGUCGCCAGCGGAGCAGGAGACGACCAUCGAGUCGAACGUCGAAUUCUUGCGCAAACUGGAGGAACCGGAUAAGAAAAAGGAUCGUACCUCCAAGCACCUUAAGCGCAGCAGCCUGUCGUCCCUUGCUGGGGGGACCAAGGCUAUCCUCUCUGGCAAGUUCAGCGAGGCGUUCAAGCGCUUUGAGAGCAGUUCCUCGUCACAGCCUGCCCGCGCGCCGUCUCCUCUAAAAGAGCUGGAGCGCCGCGAGCUCACCCCGAUUCCCGGAUCAGAGCCGUCGAUCGAUGAUGGCAGCGAUGGCCGUCGUAGUCCCGACUGGGAAGAUAUGACCCCCGAACAGCGUCGCGAGCACGAGGCCCGUCUGCUGGCACAGGAAGAAGCCCGCGUUGCCGCUGCUCAGGCCGAAUAUCGCGCCCGUGUGGCCCAAAGGACUGACGGGACGAGCAACCCGACCCCGCUGCCCAAGAGCAUCGGCGGUGUUUCUCGCGCUGUUUCGAUCCAAAACAAAGUCCAGAGCCUGCUGGAAGAGAGCACGCGUUCUUCGACGACCGUCCCGCGGACCGCGCAGGGCUAUGGUCACUACAGCGAUGCCGCCCAUGCAGCGUCUGCGGCUACUGCUCAGUCAACCUCCGGCUCUCCUACUCGUCCCCAGACGUCGGCCGCAAGUGACGGCCGUCCGACUGUCCCACGCAAGCCUGUCUCUGCGUCCAUCGCCGCCGCCCAGAUCACUGGCUCCAGCAGCACGGUCCCUCGCCCGCCUACCUCAUCUUCCAUAGAGCCCUCGUCCACAGGCCGUAGUACCGUGCGCCCCGUCGCCCCUCCGAAGCCGACGCAUCUCAUCACCUCUGCUACCGGCGGGGCAGGUGGUGCUGGUGCGGGCAUCAGACCCCCUUCUCCCGGCAAACACCUCUCCCUGCCAGCUAUGCCCGGGAAGCUGAGGAGCACUGGGUCAAACCAGGGACUGGGUAUCAGCACCGGCACAAGUGGUAGCACCACUGAGGCGUUGCUUGCUGUGGAUCUGCCCGGUAUGAAGGGCCCUGCGCUGCUGGAGAUGACGGAGGCGGAGAAGGAUGACUAUAUUCGGGACUUCCAGAAGAGAUUUCCAAAUCUGGAGGCCAUCGAGAUGGUUGAGACAGAUGUCAGCGCGUGGGAUGGAAGGAGUAGUGCCGGAAAGGGGAGGGCGAGGUGA
Molecule: messenger RNA, 3309 nt
Organism: Thermochaetoides thermophila DSM 1495
Lineage: Eukaryota; Fungi; Ascomycota; Sordariomycetes; Sordariales; Chaetomiaceae
Exons: 4
Coding region: 1-3309 (1102 amino acids)
Biological process (GO): peptidyl-threonine phosphorylation; protein autophosphorylation; actin filament organization
Cellular component (GO): cytoplasm
Molecular function (GO): protein serine/threonine kinase activity; ATP binding
Source: RefSeq, a predicted model, not a curated record